AUGUCAAACGCUAAAAAACAACAAAAUCCAGGGAUUGAAAUCACACUUAAAACUAUAAAUAACUUAAAAGUAAAUUCACCACCAUUAUUUACAGAAGUAAUUAAAGCAGCAAAUAAAUAUCAACAACAAGCACAAGCACUUUCACAAGCAGGAUUAGUUUUAGCAGAUACACUUACAAGAUUAACAAUUCAUAAUGGAGGUGAUUUUGGUGAAGGUUUCAAAAAAUUAGCAGAUGCAAUUAAAGAUUUGGAAAAUAGAAGAGAUGACGUUGCAAAAGUUUUAUUAAAUGAAUUCAUUACUCCAAAUAAACAGGCUAUUGAAGAUGAUCAAAAAGCAAUUGCUACUUUUGAAAAAAAUUAUAAAAAAGAUAGAGAUCAAAUGAGACAAGAUAUUCUCAAAUUAGAAGCUAAAACCAGAAAAGCUGGUAAAAAGACUACUCCAGAAGUUUUAAAACAACAAAUUACAGAGUUAAAUGAUAAAAUCAAAGAAUCUGAACAAUUAAAUGCCAACAAACUUAGAGAUGUAGUAUUAAUGGAAAGAAGAAAGCAUGCAACAUUUUUAUCACAAUUUAAUCAAUUUUUAGAAAAAGAAAUUGAAUUAUCAGCUGAUACAAUGUCAAAAUUCUCAACAAAUUUAAAUACACAUAGAGAUUUAAUUAAUAGUCAAUCACAAUUACCACUUGAAAUGGAAUCAAUGAUUAGUAAACAAGAGAGAACAUUAGUACAAAUUCAACCACAAGGUGACACAGGAUCAGAUGCAUAUCGUAUUUCAUAUGCACCAGGAACAAUUCAAACUACUGGUGGUGGUGAUCAAUAUUAUGAAUCUUAUGAAUCCUAUGAUAAUUAUGAUAAUUAUGAUAAUUAUGAUGAUGGUGGUAGUGGUGGUCUUGGUGGUAGUGAAUUACAAGCUAGAGCAUUAUACGAUUAUGAAAGUGCCGAACCUUCUGAUUUAAAUUUGAAAGCUGGUGAUAUCAUCUCUGUAAUUCAACAAGAUGAUGGUUCUGGUUGGACUAAAGGUAGAAAUUAUGAAGGAAAUGAAGGUAUUUUCCCUUCAACUUAUAUUGAAUACGUAUAA
Molecule: messenger RNA, 1074 nt
Organism: Dictyostelium discoideum AX4
Lineage: Eukaryota; Evosea; Eumycetozoa; Dictyosteliales; Dictyosteliaceae
Product: SH3 domain-containing protein
Exons: 5
Coding region: 1-1074 (357 amino acids)
Biological process (GO): plasma membrane organization
Source: RefSeq, a predicted model, not a curated record